CUUCAUAAAUUCCAACCCAAAUUCAGCAGAACACCUUUUAUUCUACUCCUCUAUUAACCCAACCAAAGAAUCUAAAUUUAAUGCUCUGCACAUUUACCAAACACAAAAUCUGAUUGUACUUUGACCCUUUCCAUUCAUUUCUGCUUAUUUCGACCAAGCACUCUUCCAACAUUUCAAAGCACUGGUCAUUGAUCAAUUAUUUAUCCCCCUGUUAACAACGUGAAUAUCCAUUUGUUUGAAAUUAACACGUCCUUCUGUUCUGUUGCUCAUUUUGACCCUCUCUGAUUACUGUUUCCUAGAGAGAGAAGGAGGAGAGAGAAAGAGGAGAGAGAAGGAGAGAGUUCUGUGGUAAACUGGUGAUUCCUAAGUACCUUGCGAUGAGAUACAUACGUACAGCCAGUCUGAAGAGGCUGUUUUCUUUAAAAAGACAAAGUUUUGAUAAAGAAAUAAGUAAAGGGUGUGAUUAUAUUUCAGAAGAAAAUAAGCCCACUGCUCCACCACCAACAGAAAAUCUACGAAAGCCCAAUUGGAAAUGUUUUUCCUUUGAAGAAAUCUUUGCUGCCACUAAUGGUUUUUCCUCAGACUACAUAGUUGGGAAAGGAGGAUUUGCAGAGGUUUACAGAGGUGUGUUAGAAGAUGGACAGGCUAUUGCUGUCAAAAGAUUGUCAAAAUUUGCCAAUGAUGAGAGAAAAGAAAAGGAAUUUUUGACAGAAAUUGGAACUUUAGGGCAUGUUUGCCAUACAAAUGUAACAGCAUUAUUGGGAUGUUGUAUUGAUAAUGGCCUUUAUCUCAUUUUCCAAUUUUCAUCCAAAGGCUCUGUUGCUUCUCUACUCCAUGAUGAAAAAAUGUCUGCAGACUGGAAAACAAGACACAAAAUUGCAGUUGGGAUUGCCAGAGGUCUACAUUACUUGCACAAGAGUUGUCCAAGAAGAAUAAUUCAUAGAGAUAUUAAGGCUUCAAAUGUUUUACUAACAGCAGAUUUUGAACCCCAGAUAUCUGAUUUUGGGUUGGCUAAAUGGCUGCCUUCACAAUGGACUCAUCACUCGAUUGCUCCUAUAGAAGGAACAUUUGGGCAUUUAGCGCCGGAGUAUUUUAUGCACGGCGUUGUAGACGAAAAGACUGAUGUGUUUGCGUUCGGAGUCCUUUUACUCGAGCUUAUUUCUGGAAAGAAACCAGUGGAUGGUUCCCAUCAGAGCUUACAUAGCUGGGCAAAACCUAUACUAAACCUUGGGGAGUUCAAAGAGCUAAUUGAUCCAAGGCUUGGAAAUGAAUAUGAUGCAACACAACUUAGUCGACUUGCAUUUGCAGCUUCUCUUUGCAUUCGAGCUUCUCCUAUUUUGCGCCCAUCCAUGAGUGAGGUUUUGGAUGUAAUCUUAAUGGAAGAAGAAAUCGACAAGGAAAAGUGGAAGAUGCCCGAGGAAGAAGAAGAAGAAGAUCUAGAAGUAUUUUGGGGUUUCGACGAUCUUGAUUGUGAAUAUGAUAGUUCCUGCUCAACUUCCCUACUCGAAAUAAUCACGACCGCCGGUUCUUAGAACCCGGAAAAAGAUGGACAACUCCACAAGUACCUCUAGUUAGUCUCUGUAUAUAUAAUUUUUGUAGAAAAUUUCUAUUUUGAAUCAUUAAAUUGACAAGUGACAUGUAUAUUAGUACCUAUUGACAAGUGUUCAUUAUAGAAUCGGGUCGUGUCAAGUAUGCAACAAGUGGUUGGGCUAUGCCAACGUAUGGUAAGAGUUCUAAGGAUAAGUCUCAAUCUUCCAACAUAUCCGUUGAAUUCCAGCAGGAAAGGGUGCAUACAUGUCGGGCUUGAAGAAAGUGGAAUUUGUACAAAGGAAUGCUUCGUAUGGACAAAAAUCACUUUGGAGUCCCAUAAUUAUAAGAUAUAUCUUGUGAACUACUCAUUGAGAUUGGGUCCCAGGAUACAAGAAUGCAUAUUUUUUAUAAUAAAAUUGCCUUAAUAACCUAGUGGGGGUUUUUUUCUUAUUUA
Molecule: messenger RNA, 1984 nt
Organism: Olea europaea var. sylvestris
Lineage: Eukaryota; Viridiplantae; Streptophyta; Magnoliopsida; Lamiales; Oleaceae
Product: probable receptor-like serine/threonine-protein kinase At5g57670
Exons: 8
Coding region: 378-1532 (384 amino acids)
Biological process (GO): protein phosphorylation
Molecular function (GO): ATP binding; protein kinase activity
Source: RefSeq, a predicted model, not a curated record